AACUAGACAUUAAUUCCUUUUUGUUUCUGUUGCUUGGCUUAGCUGUUAAUAGAAAGAUGGCGAGAGUUUAUGUAGGACUGCUAGCGGUGUUGUUUGUGACUGUUAUGGGGGUAGCCGAAUGCCGGAAAAUGGAGGAGGAUGGCAUUGGAAACGGCAUUGGAAGCGGCAUUGGAAGCGGCAUUGGAAGCGGUAUUGGUGCCGGUGAAAGAGCAGGGGCUGGCGCUGGCGGAGGUGGUGAUGUUGGUGGAGGUAUUGGUGGUAGCAUAGGUUUUAGUGGUAGCGUAGGUGGGAGUGCGGGUGCUGAAGGUGAUGCAGGUGCUGGUGGUGAUGCAGGAGCUGGAGCUGGAGCUGGAGCUGGAACAGGCGCUGGUAAUCAAGGUGGAGCUGGAACACGUGGUGGAACUGGAGCAGGUGCGGGUACUGGAGCUGGAGCUGGAGCUGGAGCUGGUGGUGGUGGACGUGUUGGUGGUGAAACUACAAUCCGAGGAGGUUUUUCUGAAGGAAUUGGUGGGAAUAUCGGUGGCAGCGGUCGAGAAGGUGUUGGGGCCGGUGCAGGACAUGGUGUUGGCGCCGGUGCUGGACAAGGGGUUGGCGGCGGAUUUUAAUUCCCGAGCUUCAUUUUUCUUAGCAGCCUUGCUCAAAGUAAGCAAACACAUGUACCAGAAGUGGUAACAUUCACUUCUCAAUUAUCAAUAUCUAUAAUGAAUAAAAGGCUGCAACAUGC
Messenger RNA from Rubroshorea leprosula, 724 nucleotides. The record is from the annotation of a GenBank genome assembly. Lineage: Eukaryota; Viridiplantae; Streptophyta; Magnoliopsida; Malvales; Dipterocarpaceae.